AUGGAGAUCCUGGGGAAUGUCAGUACUGGGAUGGGGAUACCAGGCAAGAGCUGCCACCCAGGGGAGCGGUGGCCACAGCAGCGAGUGACAGCCAGUGCACAUGGCUGGGGACACCGGGAUGGCUGGGAAGUCCAGACCCUCGGCCUUGCUGAUGCCCAGACCACCCAGCUCCUGGUGGAGCCCUCCUGGAGGCCGGCAGUGCUGUGGGACCGGGUGACACUGACCUGCCAGGGUUUGGGGACUGCCAGUGCCACCACCUGGUACAAGGACGGGCUGCGCUAGUGGCAGCAGGGAAAGGACCGCCUCAUUGUCAUCCUGAGUGGAACCUACGAGUGUGACAGACCUGGCAGUGGGCUCAGCCCCGCUGUGAAAGUCUCAGAUGACUGGUUGGUGCUGCAGAUGCCAGUGCAGGUGCUCUUGGAGGGGGACACAGUGACACUGCGCUGCUGGAGCUGGCAAGACAGCCCGAUCACCUCAGUCUCCUUCUACCACGAGGAGGAUGAACUGGAGGUGUUCCCUAAUGGCACUCAGCUGUCCCUGUCCCAUCUGCAGCUGAACCACAGUGGCCGCUACAGCUGCAAGGGCCAGGUGGAAACCUGGGGUUGGAAGGAACUCAGGGCCACAAAUCCCCCUCGCCUCUCCUGCCCUGAUCUCUCCCCUGUGCUGGUGCUGGGGGGUCCCCCCGAGCCCACCCAGGGGUCCCCCCUGACUCUCAGCUGCCUCAGCACCCCCAGCCCCCUCUGGACACGCAGCCCUCUCCUGCACGGGAUCUACCGGGAUGGGCAGGUGUUGGGGGGCCCACAGGGGUCCAUGCAGCUGCCGGUGCCCGCCGUGGGGGUCUCCCCCUAUGGGAAUUACAGCUGCGAGGCGCACUCCGAGGGUGGGGCUGUGCAAAAGAGCAGCGCCUGGCUCUGCAUCACGGUGCACAUGGCUGCAGGGCUCAUUGGGCCCCUUUUGUUCCUGCUCCUGCUCGUGGCUGUCAUUGUGGCCUGGCACCGGAGGCACGGUGUGGAUGCCAGGAAGCACCAGGAAAG
Messenger RNA from Zonotrichia leucophrys gambelii, 1034 nucleotides. RefSeq names its product low affinity immunoglobulin gamma Fc region receptor II-like. Gene Ontology annotation, cellular component: plasma membrane. Gene Ontology annotation, molecular function: transmembrane signaling receptor activity. The record is from RefSeq and is a predicted model, not a curated record. The transcript is spliced from 8 exons. NCBI's taxonomy places the organism in Eukaryota, Metazoa, Chordata, Aves, Passeriformes, Passerellidae. Gene Ontology annotation, biological process: cell surface receptor signaling pathway. The annotation marks the transcript as partial.